AUGAAGGGGACGGAAUAUGGGAGAAGGGGAUGGAAUUUGGGAAAAGGGGAUGGAAUCAGGGAGAAGGGGAUGGAAUCAGGGAGAAGGGGAUGGAGUCCGGGAGAAGGGGAUGGAAUCUGGGAGAAGGGGGUGGAAUCAGGGAGAAGGGGAUGGAAUCCGGGAGAAGGGGAUGGAAUCCGGGAGAAGGGGAUGGAAUCUGGGAGAAGGGGAUGGAAUCUGGGAGAAGGGGAUGGAAUCUGGGAGAAGGGGAUGGAAUCUGGGAGAAGGGGAUGGAAUCUGGGAGAAGGGGAUGGAAUCUGGGAGAAGGGGGUGGAAUCUGGGAGAAGGGGAUGGAAUCUGGGAGAAGAGGAUAGAAUCUGGGAGAAGAGAUGGAAUCUGGGAGAAGGGGAUGGAAUCUGGGAGAAGGGGAUGGUAUCUGGGGGAUGGAAUCUGGGAGAAGGGGAUGGAAUCUGGGAGAAGGGGAUGGAAUCUGGGAGAAGGGGAUGGAAUGAGGGAGAAGGGGAUGGAAUCGGGGAGAAGGGGAUGGAAUCUAGGAGAAGGGGAUGGAAUUUAGGAGAAGGGGAUGGAAUCUGGGAGAAGGGGAUGCAAUCAGGGAGAAGGGGAUGGAAUCGGGGAGAAGGGGAUGGAAUCAAAGAGAAGGGGAUGAAAUUUGGGAGAAUGGGAUGGAAUUUUGGAGAAGGAGAUGGAAUCUGGGAGAAGGGAAUGGAAUCUGGGAGAAGGGGAUGGAAUCUGGGAGAAGGGGAUGGAAUCUGGGAGAAGGGGAUGGAAUCAGGGAGAAGGGGAUGGAAUCUGGGAGAAGGGGAUGGAAUCGGGGAGAAGGGGAUGGAAUCUGGGAGAAGGGGAUGGAAUCUGGAAGAAGGGGAUGGAAUCUGGGAGAAGGGGAUGAAAUCAGGGAGAAGGGGACGGAAUCUGGGAGAAGGGGAUGGAAUUUGGGAGAAGGGGAUGGAAUCGAGGAGAAGGGGAUGGAAUCUGGGAGAAGGGGAUGGAAUCUGGGAGAAGGAGAUGGAAUCUGGGAGAAGGGGAUGGAAUGAGGGAGAAGGGGAUGGAAUCGGGGAAAAGGGGAUGGAAUCUGGGAGAAGGGGAUGGAAUUUAGGAGAAGGGGAUGGAAUCUGGGAGAAGGGGAUGGAAUUAGGGAGAAGGGGAUGGAAUCUGGGACAAGGGGAUGGAAAUUGGGACAAGGGGAAGGGGAUGGAAUCUGGGAGAAAGGGAUGGAAUCUGGGAGAAGGGGAUGGAAUUUGGGAGAAGGGGAUGGAAUCAGGGAGAAGGGGAUGGAAUCUGGAAGAAGGGGAUGGAAUCUGGGAGAAGGGGGUGGAAUCUAGGAGAAGGGGAUGGAAUCUGGGAGAAGGGGAUAGAAUCUGGGAGAAGGGGAUGGAAUCUGGGAGAAGGGGAUGGAAUCUGGGAGAAGGGGAUGGAAUCUGGGAGAAGGGGAUGGAAUCAGGGAGAAGGGGAUGGAAUCUGGGAGAAGGAGAUGGAAUCUGGGAGAAGGGGAUGGAAUAUGGGAGAAGGGGAUGGAAUCUGGGAGAAGGGGAUGGAAUCGGGGAGAAAGGGAUGGAAUCUGGGAGAAGGGGAUGGAAUCUUGGAGAAGGGAUGGAAUCUAGGAGAAGGGGAUGGAAUCGGGGAGAAGGGGAUGGAAUGAGGGAGAAGGGAAUGGAAUCUUGGAGAAGGGGAUGGAAUCUGGGAGAAGGGGAUGGAAUCGGGAAGAAGUGGAUGGAAUGA
Molecule: messenger RNA, 1716 nt
Organism: Closterium sp. NIES-65
Lineage: Eukaryota; Viridiplantae; Streptophyta; Zygnematophyceae; Desmidiales; Closteriaceae
Source: the annotation of a GenBank genome assembly